Ochotona princeps (American pika) is the source of this 1264-nucleotide messenger RNA. It is a transcript of the gene TNFAIP8L2, whose product is annotated as TNF alpha induced protein 8 like 2. The record is from RefSeq and is a predicted model, not a curated record. The coding region runs from base 212 to 766 and encodes 184 amino acids. The transcript is spliced from 4 exons. NCBI's taxonomy places the organism in Eukaryota, Metazoa, Chordata, Mammalia, Lagomorpha, Ochotonidae. Gene Ontology annotation, biological process: negative regulation of inflammatory response; regulation of apoptotic process; negative regulation of T cell activation. Gene Ontology annotation, cellular component: cytoplasm.
CAAAGGGCCUCUCACUUUGAAGCUUCUCCAUUCUGUGAGCUUGCUGGGGACAUCCAAGGCAAGACUGGCACUGAGACGACAGCAGGCAAUACAGCCCUCUAGUUGACAUGGGCUUUUGAAAUCAGAAACACAGCUGUGCUUGAUUUCAGCUGUCUCCGCUCCUCAUGCUGUUGUGAUCAAAACUCCCUUAAGCACUGAAAGAACAAGAACCAUGGAAUCCUUCAGCUCCAAAAGUCUGGCCCUGCAAGCGGAGAAGAAGCUGCUGAGUAAGAUGGCGGGUCGUUCCGUAGCUCAUCUCUUCGUCGACGAGACAAGCACCCAGGUGAUGGAUGAGCUCUACCGUGUGUCCAAAGAGUACACGCACAGCCGGCCGCAGGCCCAGCGGGUCAUCAAGGACCUCAUCAAGGUGGCCGUCAAGGUGGCCGUGCUGCACCGCAGCGGCUGCUUCAGCCCCAGUGAACUGGCCCUGGCUACCCGUUUUCGCCAGAAGCUGCGGCAGGGCGCCAUGACGGCACUCAGCUUUGGCGAGGUGGACUUCACCUUCGAGGCCGCGGUGCUGGCCGGCCUGCUGACCGAGUGCCGGGACAUGCUGCUGGAGCUGGUGGAGCACCACCUCACGCCCAAGUCACACGGUCGCAUCCGCCAUGUGUUCGAUCACUUCUCUGAUCCAGGCUUCCUCACUGCCCUCUACGGGCCUGACUUCACUCAGCACCUCGGCAAGAUCUGUGAUGGGCUCAGGAAGCUGCUGGAUGAGGGGAAGCUCUGAGAGCACUAAACCUAGAACCUUCCACCGGGCAAAAUGGCUGACUGAACAAAAUGGACAAGGAGCUUUCUAAUCCUGCUCCCCUGCACUAAUGCUUCAACCCUCAGGCUUUGUUUCUCCCUGAGAGAGCUUCUGACUCAGAACGCCUCACUUCCAAGCUGCUGGAGAAGAAGCCAUGCUAGGAGGAAGGGCUCUCUCCCUCUCCAGCCCCAGGACAGCAAACAAAGCUGCCCGAAAAAGGUGAAAUGAAACUUGGGUCUGCAUUUAUCCCAUAAGGGACGUUUGAAACAGGGAAGCUCCCUUUCCUAUGACUCAUGGGAAGGGAGGGGGUACAGUCCAUAUAUUCCCUCUGGGGACACUAAAAACAGAAGGGGGAGGGGGACCCUUGGAGACUUCCCAGUCCUCCAACUAGGAAGAUUCUAGAAGUUCUGUUGCAAAGUGCAAGAAAAGCGGGCUAGGGUAGGGGAGAUUUUCACAGGGAAAUAAAAAUACGAGAACAUG